UCCACCGGUAUCUCCUCUCUCUUUUUCUGCCUCAUCAGCCUUGGGGAUUGCAAAAAAGAAUUCAAAAAAAACAUUAUUAAGAGCUUCUUUUUGUAUAAUUUGGUGGCUCUGCAUGUGCUCUAGAAUAACACACUGACUUUUUAUCUAAUAAACCAACUGCAACCGUCCAUCCAUUAUACUCUCUCAUCGCUCGUCUCUCACUCCUCUCACCUGCAUAUAUAAAUUAACACCACCUUCUCUUCUAGCCCUCUCCCCUUCUUUCUUUCUAUCUUCUGCACUUAAUUCUUCUGUCUAAUUUUGGAGAACUCAAAGUUCAUACUCAUAAUUGACUGAGAUAACAAAUGGGUGAAGAGGCUAAGCAGGAGCAAGCUAAGGCAGAGGAGAAAGCCGAGGUGAAAGUAGAGGAAAACAAGGACGAGAAGGCAGAGGAGGAAAAGAAGGAAAAGCCGAAGCCGCCUUCUCCUUUUGUGUUGUUUGUAGACUUGCAUUGUGUGGGAUGUGCAAAGAAGAUUGAGAGGUCCAUCAUGAGAAUUAGAGGAGUGGAGGGGGUUGUGACAGACAUGGCAAGAAAUGAAGUGACCAUAAAGGGAAUAGUGGAGCCUCAGGCAGUUUGCAACAAAAUCAUGAAGAAAACCAAGAGAAUAGCAAAAGUCUUGUCCCCAUUACCAGCUGCUGAGGGUGAAGCUAUUCCAGAAGUUGUUGCUUCACAGGUUAGUGGACUAGUAACUGUGGAACUCGAAGUUAACAUGCACUGUGAGGCCUGCGCAGAGCAACUCAAGAGAAAGAUACUCAAAUUCAGAGGAGUUCAAAGUGCUGUAACUGAUCAUAGUAGCGGGAAGGUGAUGGUGACAGGGACCAUGGACGGGGACAAGCUAGUAGAAUAUGUGUAUAGACGAACCAAGAAGCAAGCCCGAAUAGUCCCACAACCCGAGCCCGAACCCGAGAAGAAGGAGGAACCAGCUGCAGAAGAAGCAAAACCCGAAGAGAAGAAAGAAGAAAAUGCAGAGAAAAAAGAAGAGGAAAAACCGGCAGAAGGGGAGGCAAAGAAAGAAGAGGGCGGAGCUGAAGGCGGAGAAAGUAGUAAUAAGGAGGGGGAGAAAGGUGGUGAGGAGAACAAAGAAGAGGAGAAGAAGGUGGAAGAGAUGAUGAGUGGCAGUUACGUAAAUAGUGGAAUGGAUGAGGAACGUAUGAAAAGAACGAUGCAGUACUAUUACCAACCUCUUUACGUUAUUGAGAGAAUCCCACCUCCUCAGCUGUUCAGUGAUGAGAAUCCCAAUGCAUGUUGCAUUUCAUGACCAACUUGAUCAUGGUCAAUAAUCCUUCUAUAUUCCAUAAUAACAGUGCAUUUUGUUAUGUUACCUAAUUAAUUACGUAAUGUAAAAAUUGUUUUACAUAUAGUAAUUAGCAAGUACCA
Molecule: messenger RNA, 1414 nt
Organism: Pyrus x bretschneideri (Chinese white pear)
Lineage: Eukaryota; Viridiplantae; Streptophyta; Magnoliopsida; Rosales; Rosaceae
Product: heavy metal-associated isoprenylated plant protein 9
Exons: 5
Coding region: 342-1295 (317 amino acids)
Molecular function (GO): metal ion binding
Source: RefSeq, a predicted model, not a curated record